AGGGGAUCCGAGAGAACCCACCCGAUCACCUGUUCUCUGUUGUCUUGAAGUCCGUGGUUUCCCUCACACCAACGUUCCCGGUCACGCCGUCCACUAUUUCCGCUUCACCCUCCAACUGGUUGAGAAGUCCGACGAUCAGAGGACUCACCGUCUCGCAUUCCACACCAGGGCACCUGUUUCGCAACGCUCAGCUCUGUUUGUUGGCUCCCCCCCUCCAGCUCAGCAAUGUUCGGCAAGAUCAAGCUCCCCAAGGCGGGCCGCUCGCGCAAGCAGCUGUUCGACGAGGGGGAUGGCGACUUGGACUUCAACCCGGCCUCGAUGCUCCCACCGGACCCCCCCACCCGCGGCGCGCCGCGAUCCGCCCCUCCACCCUUCCGACAAGACUCCACCCAGAGCGAGCGGGACAGAGGCAGAAGCACGAUAUCAGGGGGGCCUGGCAGUGGAGGCAAGAUUGACACCGCUGGGCUGGCAGCGAGGCUGGGACGCACGCCGUCGUCAUCUGGUCGAGCGUCGUCGGCUGGCCCGCCUGCUGCUGCUGCUGCUGCUGAGGGCCGCACCCCGAGCAGACGUAAGCUGAAGAACGACAAGGGAGACGGGGGCGGCGAGGGGAGGGCCCGCAGCGAGGUGCGGCAGGAGGGCAUGGACAUGGCGAUUGGAAAGGGCGGGGGCUUCGCGUCGACUCCCCCGCCACCCCGCUCGCCGCGGAUGAUGCAGGGGAUGCAGACGAACAACUCGAUGACGGCGCCGAGGCCACCGGUGCCCUUCAAACAGUCGGCACAGUCGCCUCCCAUGCGGCCACAGCAGCAAGGGGCACAGGGCGGGCAUGGGGGGGCUGCAGGUGGGUCGUUCUGGAGUACGAUGGCUGCUGGUCCUGAUGACGGACAACAAAUUGUCGUCUCCCCCGUCGCUCAGCCACAGCAGCAGCCACCGCAGCAGCCACAACAGCAGCCACCGGCACAGCAGCAGUGGCGCCCUGACAGCAAGGGGCAGCAGCAAGUCACGAUGCAGCCCCAGCAGCAGCAACAGCAGCAGGUGCACCCAAUGUACGCCACGACUCAGCCCAGCGCAAGACAGCAGCAGCAGCAGCAAUAUCACCCACAGAAGGCGCUGGAGCCCUUCACCUCGUCAGUCAACAAAAUGGCUACGGCCGACAUGGUACAGUGGGAGCAGUUGGCACCCCAGCGGCCGGUGCAGCAGCAACAGCAGCAGAGACCACCACAUCACACCCAACCACAGCAGACGGCGUAUGGUGGCCAGUGGCAGCAACCAGGAGUCCAAGGACAGCCGCAACCGCCCUCCCAGCACCAGAUGAUGCCGCAGCAACCUCAGCAGACAGGUAGCGGGACAAGGAAAUGUCAGCGUGCAUCCCAUGUCCUCUCUCCAUUUGUGUGUGUGUGUGUCGUGUUCUUAGGCGCUGGUCGUUACGCGGCCCAGUACCACACGACACAGGCGAUGCCGUCACACCUGCAGCAACCACAGCAACAGCCGCCAUUCUAUGCCCACCAACAGCAGCAGCAACAGCAGCCCCCAAACCGUCCUCCUCAGCCAAUGCCCUCACCCCAUCAGCAGCAUCAACAGCAGCAGCAGCAGCAGCAACCGGCACCAACGCGUUCCUACGGUCAGGCGAGUCUCGACGACGUGCUGUACGGCGGGCAGGCCCCCCCGCAGCAGCCCACAUACGCACCACAGAUGCAGGUGACCCCCCCUCAGCGGCGCCCCCCCUCGCCGCAGAGCAAGCAGCUGGAGGAUCUACUCGACCUGGGGGACGAGCUAGCUAGCGGCCCAGCCCCUCCGCCUCUUCCCGCGUCUGCCCCGGCAUCUGCACCGGCCGUGUCGUCAUAUCCUUCAAAGUCGCCGCCGCUCUCUCCGGUGCUCAUGCCUCAGCCGACGGCGACGCCACCGCCCUCGCAGCGAGACACGUCACCGUGGUCGGCACUCAGCCAGUACCCGGCCACACCACCGGUGUCUUUGGCGAACACGCCGCAGACACACACGCCUUCCAGCACACCGGGGCUGCCGGUCAACCAGUGGGGCCAGCAUGGAUCGUUUCAACAACAGCAGCAGCGACAGCAGCAGCAGCUCCAGUGGUCAGGUGUGACUCAUGGGGGCGUGCAGGACAAGGUUCAGGGAGGGCUAUGGAGCACUCAGAUGCCGCAGCAGCUUCAGCAAGGUGGGUCUCUUGAUGAUUUUCUGUGUGUGUGACGACCACUCCCCAACCGCAAUACGCAUGUGUCUGUCGUGGUUUUGUCUGUUGAUCUCAGGUGCGUUUGGUCAGGCCGUCACCCCGACGCACGGCCAGCAGAGUCAGUUCAGCCCACCCCAGCAGCCCAGCGAGCCAUCUGAACACCAGCAACGUUCCAAGAGUGUUUUCCAUCAGAUCUACCAUACGCAGCCGGGGCCCAGUCAGCAGCAGCAGCAGCAGCAGGCCCCUGCCCCCUCUCCCCCCCAGCAGCAGCAGCAGCAGGCGCCCACUCCACCCUACACGCCAUCUCCUGCCGCACAGGAGCAGCACCCGCAACUCGGCGGCUUUGUGCAGCCACAACAACAGCAGCACCAGCACCAGCAGCAGCACCAGCAUCCCGCGAUAUCCCCUCGCGGCACAUAUGGGCAACCAGGGCCGCCCCCUGCAUUCACCGUGACACCUCCCGCAACCGAACAACAACGCCCCUCGUCAGGUGGCGGUGUGGGCGAGUGGGAGGGCAUGCCACUGGGCGACUUCGACAUGCCCCCCUCCAUGACGGUCAGCAUCGACAUAUCACCGGCAGACACCUACACCAUGGCCACCUCCUCCACAUCCCCCCACGGCACCAUGGCGUCGUCGAGCGGCGGUGGAGGGCAGAUGACGCGCGACACCUUGUGGUCCACCACCAGCGGCCUCAGUGGGGGGCAGACCAGCACCAGCCAAAUGGGCAGUCAGGAGACCGCUCUCUCGGCCUUCGGCCACUAUCCCCAACACCAGCAGCACCAGCAGCACCAGCAGCAGCCGUCGUCGGGCGUGCUGCCGCCCUUCCAUUCGCAGCCACCGUCGCGUGGGCACCUCACACCGUCAAGCGCAUCGUCACAGAUGGGCAGCAUGCCCCCGUCUCCCGUGCCGCAGGAGGCAGCCGCGAUGGGCAACAUUCCAGCACCGGCACCAGCACCAGCACCUGUUCCGCCCGUCAUGCUGCAGUCGAUGCAGCAGCCACAGCCACAACUGGUGAGGGAUGACCCUUUUGCCGAGGCGGACGCUUUCAACCCCUCCCUGUCCAAGGGGCACACCCCGAGAUCGGGAGGGCAGAUGGGGCAGUCGCCGCAGAUGGGCUACCAGCAGCCAAUGGGGAUUGUUGAUGAGAAGGCGGCGGCUCAUGCGUUCAGCGAUCUGACGAGCAUGCUGAUGGGGCAGGGGCAGGGGCAGGGCCGCCAGCAGCAGGUUGCGCCGCAGGUAUCGACUCAAGAGAUCUGUCAUGCUCAUGGUUGUACGAGUGUGGCUUCUUCCUGGUUCAGAAUAAGUCGUUUGUGUCACUCCAGCAGCAGCAUUUGCAGUCACAGCCAGGUGGCAGCACACCGCCUCAAAUGCAGCCCUUCCCCCCACUGCCACCACACCAGGUGACAAAGAUGAAAGGACAACAAAAAAACAAACGUCACUCCUUCUCUGUCUUUUAUCAGGGGGGCGGUGGUGGUAUGGCACACCAGCACCAUGAGCAGAAGCAGCAGAUGCAGCCACAACAGAUACCAUUCGGAUUUCCCCAACAACACGCGCACCAGCAACAGCAACAGGCCCCUCCCAUGCAGCAGAGCGGCCUGUACCAGACGGUGCCGACGGCCGCCGCCCACCUGCAGUUGCCGCAGCAGCAGAUGGCCACCACCAGUCUCAGCAGCAGUCUCAGCAGCAGCCUCAGUACCCCUAUGUUCGGCCAAAAGGGGACUGGCCACACGCACGCAGCUGACCCCCAGGGCAUGCAGGAAGCCCUCGCACACCAUACACAGGUGGGUCAGACCACACACCAGACCAGGUGACAGAGAAAACAUUGUGCGCCACUCCUCUCUCUCCCUGUCUGUGUGUGGUGCAGGCAUCAGCGGAUCGUUCAGCGGCAUUUUUGACCGCUCAGCUGGCGUCGCUGCGGCUGCCUACCCGAGAAGAGGCCGAUCAGGCCUUUCAGAACCUCCUGUCUGGAGGAGGAGGCGCGGACAACAAGCCUCCUCCUCCCGCCAUGCCGACCGCCCAGCCAUUUGCACCCGCGGUGCGCGCCAAUCAACGCACCGCCCCCAACCAACGGGCACACACACCAUGGGCUCCCUCCUCCGUGUCCCGUGUGUGUAUGUGUGUGUGUGUGCAGGGUUCUCAGGUGAUGGCUAAGGCGGCUGGCGUGGGUGCGGUGAUGUCUCAUCAGGACAGUCUCUCGCCCGGCGUGGCCAUGAGCCGCCAGACGGGGCUGGGGCCAUACGGCCAGCAGCAGGUGGUCCACCACCCUCAGCAGCAGCAGCAGCAGCAGCAGCAGCCUGGGGCUAUGCACGGGUUCGGACAGCAGCCGCAGCCGCAGCAGCCGCAGCAGGGGUGAGAAGGACAGCCUGACGAGUUCGCGUGUGCAUUGAUGUGUUGCGCUGUUUGUGUGCACUGCAGUGGGUUUGCGCAAGGGUUUUCUCAGCAGCCGGCAGCAGGACAGCAGCAAGCAGCACAGCAGCAGCAGCAGCACCAUACACAAGGAGGCCACGGUCAUGGCCUUCUGUGAGUGAGUCCGCUUCCGUCGUUUCUCUCUCUCUUUCUUCCGCCUUUUGGCGACCUUGUGCGUGCGAGUGGCGUGAAGUGGUGUGGGCGAACACAGCUGAGAUGAAGGGCACGGGUGUGUGUGAGGGAGGGAUGGCUCAACUUCUUGAGUGGCUGGCUGCCGAUGGCCAUUCGUUCCUUCUCUUACUUUGUAUGGGUGAUGGGACACACACACAGAGAGAGAGAGGCCAAUUCGUUUGCUUUCGCGCACUAUACUCCAUCCACCACACACAUGCUCACACACCUGACCUGCACACCCACACUCUUACGUAAAUUAGUCAGCAGUCUGUCUGUUUUCCCGCGCACCCGUCUGUUUUUCGCUACCCUUGCUACACCACACAUCCACACCCACACGCAUACCCUGGCUGGCUGGCUGGCUGGCUGACUGACACGAUGCACGCACACACGCGAGAAGGGGUGCGCCUUUCCUUCCAGGCC
Molecule: messenger RNA, 5182 nt
Organism: Vitrella brassicaformis
Lineage: Eukaryota; Vitrellaceae
Source: the annotation of a GenBank genome assembly